Penicillium waksmanii is the source of this 3549-nucleotide messenger RNA. RefSeq lists its product as uncharacterized. The record is from RefSeq and is a predicted model, not a curated record. The transcript has 4 exons. Gene Ontology annotation, molecular function: protein binding; catalytic activity; ADP binding. Bases 1 to 3549 code for a protein of 1182 amino acids. Gene Ontology annotation, biological process: nucleoside metabolic process. Lineage: Eukaryota; Fungi; Ascomycota; Eurotiomycetes; Eurotiales; Aspergillaceae.
AUGGAUGCCAGGGCCCGAUCCCAUGACGAGUAUACGGUCGGAUGGAUAUGUGCCUUGCCGGUGGAGACCGCGGCCGCGAAGCUGAUGUUGGAUAAACUACACCCGCCCUUGCCUCGCCCGCCGAUGGACCAAAAUACUUACAUUUUUGGAAGCAUCGGGGAACACAACAUCGUUAUUGCUGGCUUACCGACUGGCGCUUAUGGAAAUGUAUCAGCUGCAACGGUUGGAAUGCAAUUGCUGUCUAGCUUUCAUGCCAUCCGUUUCAGUUUUAUGGUUGGUAUCGGUGGCGGAGUACCAAGCAGCAAUGGAGAUAUUCGACUCGGGGAUAUUGUAGUGAGCCAGCCGACGGACACUUCUGGUGGCGUGAUCCAUUAUGAUUCAGGUAAAGCACUGAGCGACGGCCAGUUUAAGCGCACCGGAAUGCUUAAUCGACCUCCCAAGGUUCUGUUAACCGCUCUUGCGACUCUCCAAGCACAUCACCUUACGGAAGAUAGCCGGAUCGUUGAAUUUGUGUCCAACCUACAAGCCAAAAUGGCGCCUCACAAAGCCGCUCGAUUCACGCGACCGACGCAAGAGGAUUGUCUGUACCAAGCAGAAUAUAAACAUGUCGAUUGCGAUACGUGUGGGGCUUGCGAUCGAUCUAAACUAGUUCUACGGCCUCAACGCGAGCGCCAAGAACCAGUAAUUCACUAUGGACUCAUCGGAUCUGCAAGCCAGGUUGUGAAGGAUAGCAGGCGGCGAGAUCAGCUGGCUCGGGACUUAGGGAUAUAUUGCGUGGAGAUGGAAGCGGCGGGACUUAUGAAUGACUUUCCGUGUCUGGUCAUUCGGGGCAUCUGCGACUACGCCGACUCACACAAGAAUAAAGACUGGCAAGGGUAUGCGGCUACUGUGGCGGCGGCCUAUACGAAAGAGCUUCUCUUGGUGGUCGCGAUCGAUCAGAUCAACAGUACACCAACUGUACGAGAUACACUUACAGACUCAGCUCACCGCUUUGAUGCCCCAUUGGACCUGAAGACUGUGCCAGUCAUUGAAAAUUUCGUGGGACGGCAAGGCGAGCUAGACCAACUGUGGCAGUAUCUACGGCCCACUGAUUCCCAGUCACGAAAGGUUGCAAUUAUUCAUGGGCUUGGAGGCAUGGGAAAGACACAACUAGCAAUUCGCUUCGCACGAGAUCACAAAGAUGAUUUCACUGCCAUCUUCUGGCUAAGUGGCAAGGACCGAAGUACGCUACUACAAUCUUUAAGCUCUAUCUUACCCCGAUUGUCAGGACAUACUGAUGAGUCAAUGAAUGACGAGGAGGUGGAGCGACGAGCUAGAGAUGUCUUAAAGUGGCUAGCAAUAGAGGGAAACUCACGCUGGCUGAUUAUUUUUGACAAUAUCGACCAAUACACCUCUUCCAGUGGCCCUAAUGGUGAUGUAUAUGACGUUGCUGAAUUCUUCCCUGGAGCUGACCACGGCUCUAUUCUCAUUACCUCUCGGCUGCAAGAGUUGACGGAGCUGGGAAAGUCAUUCCCUAUCCAUAAACUUGACUCGAAGGAUACGAUUCAACUGCUCUUACAAAGCAGCCGCCAAUCAAUGAAGAGUACAGCCGAAAAGCUUGAGCGCAAUCCAGAUACUGUUGCUCUUGCGAGCCGUCUGGAUGGACUUCCAUUGGCAAUCGUCAUCGCCGGGGCGUUUAUACAUCGAACUGGGGCUAGCAUUACUGAAUACUUACAGUUUUACACAGCAUCAUGGUCAGACCUACAGCUGCAAUCAAAACCUGAACGCCAGUACCAGCAAGGCAAUAUGCUGGAAACAUGGAUGAUCUCUUUUCGUGAAAUACAGAAACGGGACGCAAAAGCAGCAGAACUGCUACUCUUUCUUGCUCGUUUCGAUAGUCGAGAUAUCUGGUUUGAACUGAUUAAAAGCAGCUGUCAUAGCUCGAAUCUCCCAACUUGGCUCGAAAAAAUUACAUCAAGCAAAGUCUCGUUCAAAGUCGGUGUCAAGGAUCUCAUUGACUUCUCUCUACUCGAGGUUAAAAAACAAGAAGGGGGUUACGCUAUGCACCCGGUGGUGCAAGACUGGUGUAUUCACCUUGCCAGUGCAGACAAAACUGUAAAUUCAAUCCAGCUCAAUGAACUAGCACUAGUAUCUGUUGGGUAUACUGUCCCUCAGUCAAGUGUCAGAAAUUAUUCCGAGCUUCAGCGACGACUUCUUCCACAUGCGAACUAUAUUGUUCAGGCCAUAAUUUUGCGGUGUGGGGGGGCAUUCUAUGGACUGGGUGGCCUGUACUAUGAUCAGGGAAGGCUGCAAGAGGCAGAGGAGAUGUACCAGCGAGCACUGGCAGGCUACGAGAAGUUUUUUAGUCCUGAUCAUACGUCUACUCUUGAUACAGCCAACAACAUUGGGAUUCUCUACUAUCAUCAGGGGAAGCUGAAAGAGGCAGAGCAGAUGUACCGGCGCGCACUAGUGGGCUACGAUAAGGCCCUGGGUCCUUAUCAUACGUCCACUCUCAACACAGUCCAUAAUCUUGGGAAUCUCUACUCUGAUCAGGGAAAGCUGCAAGAAGCGGAGGAGAUGUACCAAAGAGCACUGGCAGGCUAUGAGAAGGCCCUCGGCCCCGAUAAUCAAACACACCCACCGACUCUCAAUACAGUCAACAACCUUGGGGUUCUCUACUAUGAUCAGGGUAGGCUGAAGGAGGCAGAGGAGAUGUACCAGCGAGCACUGGCAGGCAAGAGAAACGCCCUCGGUCUAGAUCAUACGUCCACUCUUGAUACAAUUCACAGUCUUGGGAUUCUCUACCGUCAUCAGGGUAAGCUAAAAGAAGCAGAGGGAAUGUACCAGCGCGCACUAGCAGGCUACGAUAAGGCCUUGGGUCCUCAUCAUACGUCCACCCUUAAUACACUCCACAACUUUGGGAAUCUCUACUCUAAUCAGGGGAAACUGAAAGAGGCGGAGGAGAUGUACCAGAGAGCACUGUCAGGCAAGAGAAACGUCCUCGGUCUUGAUCAUACAUCCACGCUUGAUACAAUUCACAGCCUUGGGAUUCUCUACCGUCAUCAGGGUAGGCUAAAAGAGGCAGAGGGGAUGUACCAGCGCGCACUAGCAGGCUACGAUAAGGCCUUGGGUCCUCAUCAUACGUCCACCCUCCAGACUGUCAACAACCUUGGGAAUCUCUUCUCUGAUCGGGGGAAGCUUAAAGAGGCGGAGAUAAUGCUCCAGAGAGCACUAGCAGGUUUCGAGAAGGCCCUCGGUCCUAAUCAUACGUCUACUCUUGGCACAGUGGACAGCUUUGGAAGUCUCUACAAAGAUCAGGGGAAGCUGAAGGAGGCAGAGAAGAUGUACCAGCGAGCACUGUCAGGCUACGAGAAGGCCCUCGGUCCUAAUCAUACGUGCGCUCUUGAUACAGCCCACAACCUUGGGAAUCUCUACUCUGAUCAGGGAAAACUACAAGAAGCAUCGAAGAUGUACCAGCGAGCACUGUCAGGCUACGAGAAGGCCCUCGGUCCUGAUCAUACAUCAACUCUCCGUGCAGUUAACAGCUUUGGCCUUCUCUACAAAGAUUAG